Molecule: messenger RNA, 2070 nt
Organism: Megalobrama amblycephala (Wuchang bream)
Lineage: Eukaryota; Metazoa; Chordata; Actinopteri; Cypriniformes; Xenocyprididae
Product: gastrula zinc finger protein XlCGF57.1-like
Exons: 3
Coding region: 164-1615 (483 amino acids)
Source: RefSeq, a predicted model, not a curated record
CCCGAUGUGACGUCAUUACGUCAUGACGUCGGCUUCGGGGUUACGCCGCCUGUUGUUAUCAGUUGUUAUUCGAGGGAAAGGUUGUUGUUUUGAGCCAGUCAGAAUUUAAGACACGCAGAAAAAACUCCAGGUGAAAAUUGAGAUCUACGUGGCAUAGAUAAACAUGGAGUUUAUUAAAGAGGAGGACAUCAGUGAUUCAGAACCAUGCACAGUAAAAGAAGAGGAAACUGAGGAACUAUUAGGUCUGAUGGAAGUGAAAGAGGAAAUUCAAGAACUGAAUGAAGUAGAGAAAAAUCGCAAAUUCCAGACACCUGAAGAAAAACCUUUUAGUAACUUGCAGUCUGAAAAAUUCUCAGAAAAAGAACACCUUACGGGUCACAUAAAAAAUUGUCCCAGAAAGAAGCCUAUAACGUGCCAUCAGUGUGGAAAGAAUUUCAAACAAAAAGGACACCUUAAUAUUCACAUGAGAAGUCACACUGGAGAGAAGCCUUUCGAAUGCCCUCACUGUGGAAAGAGAUUUAUUCAUAAAGGACACCUUAACGAACACGUACGAAUUCACACUGGAGAGAAGCCGUUCACAUGCCGUCAGUGUGGAAAGAGUUUCACACAUCAAGCAAGCCUUACAUGGCACAUGACAAAUCACACAGAUGAAGACCUUUCCACGUGCCAAAAGUGUGGGGAGAGGUUCCCAAAUGCAAGAAUACUUAAAGUUCACACAAGAAUUCACAUUGAAGAGAGCCCUUUAACUUGCCUUCAGUGUGGAAAAAGUUUCACAGAUCAAGAAAAACUUAAGUGCCACAUGAGAAUCCACACUAAAAAGAAACCUUUCACAUGCAAUGAAUGUGGUAAGAGUUUCAUUCAUAGAGGACACCUAAAUGAUCAUUUAAGAAUUCACACUGGAGAGAAGCCAUUCACAUGCCAUCUGUGUGGAAAGAGUUUUAAUCAUAAAGGAUACUUGAGUGUUCACCUAAGAAUUCACACUGGAGAGAAGCCAUAUUCAUGCCAUCAGUGUGGAAAGAGUUUCAUUCAUAAAGGACACCUAAAUGAACACAUGAGAAUUCACACUGGAGAGAAGCCAUAUACAUGCCACCAGUGUGGGAAGAGUUUUAGUUAUAAAGGAUACUUGAAAGUUCACCAAAGUAUUCACUCUGUAAACAAGCUGCAUGCAUGCCAUGAGUGUGGAAAGAGUUUCAUUCAUAGAGGACACCUUAAUGAACACAUGAGAAUUCACACUGGAGAGAAGCCUUUCAUAUGCCAUCAGUGUGGACAGAGUUUCACACAUAAAGGUAGCCUGACAUGGCACAUUAAAAUUCACACUAAAGAUGGACUUUCCACAUGCCAUCAAAGUGGGAAGAAUUUUAUAAAUGAAAGAAAGCAUAAGCGUCGCACAACAAGUCACUCUGUAGACAAGCCGUAUGCAUGCCAUCAGUGUGGAAAACACUUCAUUCAUAGAGGACACCUUAAUGAACACAUGAGAAUUCACACUGGAGAGAAGCCAUAUACAUGUUCUCAGUGUGGACAGAGUUUCAGACAUAAAGGAAACCUGACGUGGCAUAUGAGAACUCGCGCUGAAGAUGGACUUUCCAAAUGCCAUCAGAGUGGGAAGAAACCUUAAGAGUCACACAAGAUUUCACACUGGAGAGAAGCCUAACACAUCAAUGUGGAAAGAGUUUCAAACACAAAGGACAUCUUAAAAAUCACAUAAGAACUCGCACCAGAGAGUUAUUUAUACGUGGUGUAUGUAUGUAGACAGCCUCACACGUGGUAAACAUGAUGUAAAGGCUAGAGGACACCAAGCCGACUUCAAAGAACAAGCGGCGACAAAAAAACGGUGUUGUUGUCUCUCGUCAACUGCGUCCGGACCAAAAGGCUGCGCUUGAACAUACAGCACAGACUACAGCCAACCACAAACUAGCAUGUGCAUUUUUUGCGCCUGUGUGUAAAGGCUAUUAUUAAAGGAUUAGUUCACUUUCAAAUGAAAAUUACCCAAGCUUUACUCACACUCAAGCCAUCCUAGGUGUAUAUGACUUUCUUCUUUCAGAUGAAGACAAUUGGAGAAAUAUUAAUAAA